AUGGACGCGAGCAGCAGCUACGACAUGGACGACCAAGACAGCAAGUACGACAACUUCAACUUCAACGAGAUCUUCAAGGGAGAACAAAUGAACAACGAGCUAUACGACCUGAGCAAGCGAUCGCUGUCGAGCGGUAAGGGCCUUCACGAAGCUAGUACCAGUGGCACGAAUUGGCGCGGUGAAGUGGUGAUUGUGGCGAUGCUUCCUGUGUGGAUUGGAGACGUGGAGGUUGUGGAGUUUGAUAAGUCGACGGCCGACCGUUGUAUUCUGGAUGUUGAGAGGCAGUUUGUGAUCGUGCUGUCCUUGGCCGGGGACAAGACUAGCGCACUGCACAGAGGUGGCAAGACAAGACGAGCACUACAGUCACUCGGAGGAGAUGUGUGUGAAAGAAAUGAGUUGAGUGUGAAGAAGAUGAUGAGAACAAUGAUGACUGAGUUGACGAAGAUGAUGCUGAUUAAACGACUUGAGGAGGAAAUCGAUGCAGUUAUGGACAUGACGGAGAACACGUGCGACAGCAGUGCAAACGCCAUCAUCAAGAUGAAGCAGGAGACCCGCAUUGACAGCAUGAGCGCAGUAGCUGGAUGUUGGAUGAAGAACAUGUACGACAGCAGUGCUGACGCCAUCACCAAGACGCAGAAUGAGUUCCGUAUCGCAGAAGCUGGAGGUACGCUGGUCGAGGAGCUACGAGUACGGCUCUGCCGGUGCCACUGCGAAGACCGAGUUGUUUCGAUCGAGACCUGGACACUCCUGUUCGUGGAGGAGCCCGACCGCAACUUCGGCAAUGUGUGCGAGCUGGACACCAUCUUCAACCCCCACAAGGCGUAUUACAUUCAGAACGAGCUGUUCACCGGCUACUCUCGGCAGGAGUUGAGCAAGGAGGCGAUCUUGCGCAUCUGCACCCACCUAAGCUACUCGACUCCACAGCUAAUGUCCAAGCGCGAUGCCGAAGGCACGACGGUGGAAACAAGCGGCAGGGAGGACGCCAAGAGCACGACAGGGACAGCGGGCUGGGGUCUGGUUACGGAGCCCACGAUGCCGUACGUCGACUCGAGUAAGCUCGUCCGCUACGAACACUUCAUCUUGUAUUGGGUUCUCUAG
Messenger RNA from Phytophthora sojae, 1098 nucleotides. RefSeq lists its product as hypothetical. The record is from RefSeq and is a predicted model, not a curated record. Lineage: Eukaryota; Oomycota; Peronosporomycetes; Peronosporales; Peronosporaceae. The transcript has 10 exons. Bases 1 to 1098 code for a protein of 365 amino acids.